Macrosteles quadrilineatus (aster leafhopper) is the source of this 1082-nucleotide messenger RNA. RefSeq lists its product as uncharacterized. Lineage: Eukaryota; Metazoa; Arthropoda; Insecta; Hemiptera; Cicadellidae. The coding region runs from base 124 to 927 and encodes 267 amino acids. The record is from RefSeq and is a predicted model, not a curated record. The transcript has 7 exons.
CGGAGAGGACACAGUAGGCUAGUGUUGAUGCUGUGAAGAAGUCAGUUGUUAUAUUUCCACCGCCACGGCGCGGGAGGAGCACAGCCACCUCGUCGCAGCUUUCGACCAGGUAGAGAUGCCACAAUGGAGACUAUGCUGCUUAUACUUAUCCUUCUCUUCUGCUUUCACCUAGCCUCUGCAGGACAAACGGAGGUGAGAGUGAUGGUUCCUCCUGUUGUCAGGAGAGGUUCUACAGUGACUCUGGUUUGUCUCCAUAACCUCACAGCUGACAACCUCUACUCAGUCAAGUGGUACCGGGGGAACUAUGAGUUCUACAGGUUCCUACCCAAGGAGCGCCCUCCCGCCACGACCUUCCCUCUACCAGGACUCGAGGUUGAUAUGAAUGGGUCUAGUGGUCAGCAGGUCACUAUCCGAGUGCUGACCCGGCAUAUCUCCGGUGUGUUUACAUGUGAAGUAUCUGCCGAGGAACCCUUCUUCAGCACAAGUUCCGACUCAGCAAACCUCACAGUCAUCGAUAUCGGCCUCCGCAAGCCUCUAGUCAUACCAAGCUCCAGCGUACAUGUGGCAGGUUUACCCAUCCAAGUCAACUGUUCGGCCCAGCCAACCGUCCCGGCUCCUAAUAUUUCAUUCUACCUCGACGAUGUAAAGGUCAACAAGAGUGCAGUGAGAGUGUUAGCGCCGGGUCUGGCUGUGCUGGAGGUGGACAAGCUCGGGUCAAGUGAAGGUCCAGUAUGGGUCAGGUGCGAGGCAGCUGUUAGUGGCGUCUAUCACUUGAGUAGUGCCAGUAUACCUAUACUGGAACAUCAUCAGGAGCUGGCUGCAUCAUCCAACGUGUCACCUUCAAGUCUCAAGACCAAUUUCAUCACCACAAAGUGCCUUCUUCUUCUAUCUAUUGUGUUUCUAGUCGAGUACAAACUAAAAAUAUAAUUUGUUAUUUAGUUCCUUAAUUGUAUAUGUACGUUAUAUGCUUAAGAUAUUCCAAUUUAUUUAAUGUCUAGAUUUAGAUUUUAUUAACUUUUGUACAGAGUUUAUUUAAUUUCUUGUAGUAUAAAACUGUUGUUAUAAUUUAGCUUCAUUAAAAU